AUUCGAUACAGAAUCGCCCGCAUACGCGUGAGCGUUGACUCGGGGCCAGCCCAUCUUGCCAGCUUGUGAAUCGGGUUCGUGAUGGUCCGCGUAAGCCCGUCCUCAACGCCGAACCGCAUGGUCGGACUGAGAGUGCCAAUGGGGGCCGUCUGAGAGGGCGUGGAAGGGCUUGUCGGAUUCGACUGACUCUAGCAAUGGGCCUCUGUCUCAGAGAGACAUGGAAGGCAUCGUUGGUCGGUUGUACACGAAGCUGGGUUGCCCUUCUUCCAGCCAUUUCUCAACAGAUCCCCGCGACAGAACUCGAACGACCAUCUCGACGCAGACUUCGUCAACUUAGCCUUCGACAAUCUGUUCACGAUGCCCGAAUUGUAUAUUCCUCCCAAGGAAAUAUCCUUUCGCCUUCGUGGCUAUAGAAGCAACUACGUCCUCUUCUCCCGCAAUAAGCCGGACCCUAAAUGCGGUCACACCAGUGUAGGACCGAACGCCGAUCAGUGGUGGCAGCUUGUUCCAGGAACAGGGCAGCAUGCAGGGUAUUAUCUCAUCAAGAGCAAAUUUACAGGAAAAGUGCUUUUCUCGAGGAGAACACGCGAUCCCCCGGUCGGCGACAUCGAUGGAGACGGCAAGUAUAAUGACAACUGGUUCAAGUUCGAGGUCGGCACCGGCAAGCUCGCAAGCCACUUCCGUAUUCGAAAUUACGCCUCUGACACCGUGCUUGUCUCCCGCACCCACAGAAACCCUACUUUCUACAACCACGCAGGAAUCGGCGAUGUCCACGAGGACCAGUACUUCACAUUCCUCUUUGAGGAUAUGGCGAUAAACAGAGUUGAAUACCAAAUUGACCAGGCGAAGGUUCUUGCCUCUGUUCCCGAGGUCAUAGGUACAACGACCUUGAGGAACGAUAGCGCUAUCAAUCAGACGGUCGAGUUCGAUUUUGCCCGGACCGAAACCAUUUCCUCCUCCUUCGAUUACACAGUCGGGUUCACCAUCACCGUGGGCACCAGUGGAAAGAUUGGGAUUCCCUUUGUUACCGAGGGUCAGAUUAAAGUCGACAUAUCCAACUCCCACGAGUUAAAAUGGGGCACGACAACCACUGAAUCCAAGACUUACUCGAUACGGUUCCCUGCAAUCGCUCCCCCCCGCCAUUCAAUCAUUGGGACAGGCACCGUAACCUGCUCCAACAUUGAGGUUCCAUUCACAAUCUAUUCGAAAUCUGUUGCUACUGGGUUCGAAGUUGCGACCCAUGGCAUUUAUCGCGGUGUUACCUACUGGAACAUCCAGAGCAGUAUUAAGCAAGGGCCUCUCUGAAGGACCGAUGCUGGGAUCUCUUGUCGAAGACCGAUUUUUUCUGCUUCUGCUUUUACUAUGUUUCUGUCAGGCCACCUCUCGUCAGUUGUGCAAAGCUCGCUGCAAAAGUUAUGGAUGUAGUGCUCAAGGGUACGUUGGUAUUUUAAUAUUGCAAUAAUCAUUUUUAAUCGAUUGACAAAGAACCAAUAUUGUAGCCAAAAGCGUUUACCCGGUGAAGUCAAACCGGUGGAAUCAAAUUCUAUGCACGUGAACACCUUCUGAACAAAAAUGGAGAGCCUUAGCUCAAGUACAGAGAUGCUGUACUCAUUACUCAUUAUCUAGUUAACAUGCUGAGUGCUCAUUAUAGAGAAACUGUACUCGGCAUCUUCAUUUCAGUACAGACCUAGUCAGAAUUCCAAGAAACUAUUUGCAUCAGCAAGUGGAGGUUCUGCCACCAAGUCAAGUGGUGAGUGAAAUUUGCUGGUUUCAUUUACACUGAUGGCUGGUCUUGAGUU
Molecule: messenger RNA, 1799 nt
Organism: Marchantia polymorpha subsp. ruderalis
Lineage: Eukaryota; Viridiplantae; Streptophyta; Marchantiopsida; Marchantiales; Marchantiaceae
Source: the annotation of a GenBank genome assembly